Molecule: messenger RNA, 1046 nt
Organism: Camarhynchus parvulus
Lineage: Eukaryota; Metazoa; Chordata; Aves; Passeriformes; Thraupidae
Gene: PDYN
Product: prodynorphin
Exons: 3
Coding region: 166-849 (227 amino acids)
Biological process (GO): sensory perception; chemical synaptic transmission; neuropeptide signaling pathway
Cellular component (GO): axon terminus; neuronal cell body; plasma membrane
Molecular function (GO): opioid receptor binding
Source: RefSeq, a predicted model, not a curated record
CCCGGGCAGCACCGUGGGGCCACCUGCCAGUGUGGCCUUGCCACCGAUGCCUGGCGCAGCCUGACGCCCGUGGAGGGACAGCCAUCAGCCACGAGCCGUCCUGACUUGGCGAAGCGGGUGCUCGGCGGGACGGGGAGCAGCGGCAGGCAGCGUCUGCAGGGCGAGAUGGCACGGCGGGCACUGGCACUGGCACUCUGCCUGUCCCUGUCUGCGGUGGCAUCUGCCGACUGUGUCACCCAGUGCUCCCUCUGCGCAGCCCAGACCCGCGGUGCCGAGAGCAGCGUCCAGCCCCUGAUGUGCCUGUGGGAAUGCCAGGGCUCCUUGUCACCUGGCCCCGAGUGGGAGAUGUGCAGGAAGGCACUGGCGCUCCUGGCCCCGCUGGUGGCCCUGGCCGAGGGGACAGAGCCGUCCCCACAGGAGGCGGAGGAGGAUGAGGCGCAGCCAGAGCAGGCUCUGGGCGCUGCGGAGCUGCCGCCACCGGCCAAGCGCUAUGGGGGCUUCAUGAAGAUGAUGUCCAAGGCGAAGCUGCUGUCCCUGCUCCGCGAGAACGCUCACGCCAAGGGCAGCCUCAGCAAGAAGUCCGGGGGCUUCAGCCGCAAGCCGGGCGAGCGAGCGGCCCCCGAGGACUAUCCGGGGCCGGCAGGGGACGGGGACGGGGAUGAGGAGCCCACGGGGGCCGAGGGGCCGGAGCUGCACAAGCGCUACGGGGGCUUCCUGCGCCGCAUCCGGCCCAAGCUCAAGUGGGACAAUCAGAAGCGCUACGGGGGCUUCCUGCGCAGGCAGUUCAAGGUGACCACGCGGUCGGACGAGGAUCCCAGCGCCUACUCAGGGGAGGUCUCAGACCUAUAGAGCCAGGCGUGGCACGGCAGCACCGCGGUCCCCACACUGCCACUGCCCCCGACUGUGCCAUCACCCCCAGCCCUGUCCCCUGCCCGGCCCGGUGUGACCCUUGCCUCAUUCGCUCAGGGGGCCGUGAGUUCCAUCCCAUUGUCCCUCUCUGGUUCACCUGCCCAUCCUGUGCCGGAGGGGACAGUGCCACUCCUCUG